Molecule: messenger RNA, 492 nt
Organism: Oryzias melastigma (Indian medaka)
Lineage: Eukaryota; Metazoa; Chordata; Actinopteri; Beloniformes; Adrianichthyidae
Gene: rpl36
Product: ribosomal protein L36
Exons: 4
Coding region: 149-466 (105 amino acids)
Biological process (GO): cytoplasmic translation
Cellular component (GO): ribosome; cytosolic large ribosomal subunit
Molecular function (GO): structural constituent of ribosome
Source: RefSeq, a predicted model, not a curated record
AGUUACAAAAAAAAUGUUCAGCAGGAGUAGAAGCUCCACCAGGCCACAAGGAGGCGCUGUUUACCACACAGCCCCCCGCGUGCCGUCUUCCAUCUGCUUCCUUCGCAGCGGCGGUCCUUCCGGUUAAGCGCCAUUGAAGAAUCCAGACAUGGCUAUCCGAUACCCCAUGGCUGUGGGCCUGAGUAAAGGCCAUCCAGUCACCAAGAACGUGACAGCUCCAAAGCACAGUCGUCGCCGUGGGCGCCUGACCAAACACAGCAAGUUUGUCCGGGACAUGAUCAGGGAGGUGUGUGGCUUCGCUCCAUACGAGAGGAGAGCCAUGGAGCUGCUGAAGGUGUCCAAGGACAAGAGAGCACUGAAGUUCAUCAAGAAGAGGAUUGGGACCCACAUUCGGGCCAAGAGAAAGAGGGAGGAGCUAAGCAACGUGCUGGCCGCCAUGAGGAAGGCAGCUGCCAAGAAAGACUAAAUCAAUAAAUGUUGUUCCAGUACAAA